ACUGCGGACAUAGUACAGGACAUGACCAGAGACUGCGGACAUAGUACAGGACAUGACCAGAGACUGCUGGACAUAGUACAGGACAUGACCAGAGACUGCGGACAUAGUACAGGACAUGACCAGAGAUUACGGACAUAGUACAGGAGAUGACCCAGAGACUAACGGACAUUGUACAGGACAUGCCCAGAGACUGCGGACAUACUACAGAUGGACCAGAGACUGCAGGCAUAGUACAGGAGAUGACCAGAGACUCGCAGACAUUCCAGGAUCGACGCCGCUGGACCGAGGAACAGGUAGGAUCAAGGAGCAGGUUCUUCUGCACAGUAGA
Messenger RNA from Staurois parvus, 328 nucleotides. The record is from the annotation of a GenBank genome assembly. Lineage: Eukaryota; Metazoa; Chordata; Amphibia; Anura; Ranidae.